Molecule: messenger RNA, 2591 nt
Organism: Cylicocyclus nassatus
Lineage: Eukaryota; Metazoa; Nematoda; Chromadorea; Rhabditida; Strongylidae
Source: the annotation of a GenBank genome assembly
UUCUGCAAUUAGAGCUUGUCUGCUAACUGUCACGGCUUCGAAUUUCUCAAUUUUUUCAAACGCAUUGAAUGUGUUCAUGGAUCCAAUGAGCUCUCCUUACGGCGUUCCAUCGCCGUACGACCAACAAGUACCAUCGACAUCGUCAGCCACUUGUGCAAUGGCUCGUCCUAACACUCCACAGACCCCAUAUGCACGAUCCGCGUACAAUUCCGCGCAUGCGUCACCGUUCCGUCCGGCAAACGCUGCUGACGCGGUGCGCUUACGUGAAACUUGUGCUCGAAAUGCGCAGACGGCACAAUGGAUGGACAGUCAGUACCUGGCCGGUGUAUCGGGGUAUCAUGGCAGUGGGGCGCAAUCCGGUCCAUGCUCAGUGAUGUCGGCGGCAAGUGGCGGUAUGUCGGUGAUGUCGGGAAUGUCACAGAUGUCUUUGGGAAACAUGAGUCAGCUCAGUAUCUGUACACAGCUGACUGAAGCCCACUAUGCACAAGUUCCCCAUUACCAACCCACAUCGGGAGCAUCAAGUGUGGAAAACAUCGAUCCCAGCAACAUCUAUGAAAUUAACCGACAAGUGAACACCCUGAUUGUGAGCUUAAGGCACGAUGACCCGGAAGUAAGGCGAAAAGCGGCGAACUCGGUUCAAGGCAUGGCUCGACAGCGAUUAUUGGCAAUGGUGACGAACCAGGCUACACUGCGAGAACUGAUUUGUUAUUUUCUGCAGUUUGUUCUGGAACAUACUAUAGAACAAAACAUCACCCAGCUAAUGCAGUCGAUUUUCAACAUCCUCAACUGUCGCACAUGUUUUGUUGUGAUGCAAGAUCGAUACAUUCAGCAGAUUCUAGUUCAUAUCAUAGCCAAAUAUCUAAUGCCUGAUCAUCCCUUCACUGCAUGGACCGUCAUAGCAUUCACUGCCAUUUUGCGGAAGAAAGAUUUGAGAGCUUUUCGGAGAAUGUGCAGAAACGAGUACUUUGUGCGACAGCUUAUGAUCAUUCUUGGUUCCAACUCAUCAUCCCACAAAUCGCUCAUAAUCGAUUCUAUUCGCAUGCUUAUCACUAGGAACUUACCUUUAAAGGAUUUCUUUGUGAGGAGUAAAGGCAUGGAGAAGCUCCUUGAAUUCAUGACCAGCGAACAUGAGGAAAAAGUGCUACGAUCGAGUGCCACUACAUUGCUGACGCUGAUUUCUACAGAAUCAGCCAAAUAUGGGAUCGAGUUUGUGAGACUGGAAGGGGUUCAAAUUUUUGGAAACCUUUUAUCACAUGGGUCAACUAUGCUUCUUCACGAAUUAUUGCAUUGUUUGGCUGCUGUGGGUGAUCUGAAAGAAGCGUUGGAAACACAGGACAUCACGAGUACAAUCAUCUCGGUUCUACAGCUCAUGGGUGCGCAUGAUCCGAUCCUAGUCAACCAUGGAACUGCCUUCUUAUUGAAUGUUUCUGCAAAUAACGUUCGAAAUAAGGCAACCAUGGUAGCCGAGCGUGCUCCGGACACUUUGCUCAGUGUACUCAAUCAUCGAAACAAUUAUCUUACCAUUCCUCUACCAAAUGUUCGACAGCUGAUCGUGUCCAUAACUGAUAACGUUCUCAUCUGUCUCGCCAAUCUCACUAGGAAUCAGGACGAGUGUGGAAGGAAUGCGUGUAUUCAGAUCGCCAGAAAAUCCGACUCAGCAAAAACUCUGCUGAACGUGCUAGCAAGCGGAAGUGUAGAAUGCCAAAUUCGAGCAUUAAUGGUCAUUUUUAAUACGUGUCUUUGUGUAUCCGAAUACAAGCUGUUCUUCGUUGACACUGUAGACGACUAUAAUCAGUCAAAUCUCGUCACAUUUGUACUUCGCAUUCUAUGGAACAACUUUGCUCAAUUUAAUAAUUUUUCGGACGCGGAAAGGACUCACCGUCGGAAACAAAUCGACAGAGUUCUACGAUUACUGGCUACACUUUCCAAAAGCGAAGAACUCCUAGAACAGAUUGCAACAAUCUUCAGAGAGCACAAUCCGCUACCACUACUGCGACCGUUUCGCAACAACGACUUCAGUGCGCAUAGAGAUUUUCUAGAGUUUUUAGAUGCAAUGACCAGUGAUCCGAAAAGAUUUCCACUCGUUCAUAAAUGGCUGUCUACCGCAGAUUCUCAACAGAUCAUGCACUACUACUGCCAGUUUCAAGUCGAUCCUAAACUAAUGACCCAUGCUCGAAACAUUGCCAGUCGCCUGCAUCAGCCGCCGAAAGUUGAGGAUAUGCAGACAUAAUCCAAAGUACAACAUUGUGUUUUCUAGUAUAUCUCAGUCUUUUUGUGUAGAAUCCCUUCUUGUUCCCUACUUGCUCCAUCUGUUGGCUAUUAAUCGAAGGUACAAUUUUGUCUCAAGCUUUACGGGUGCACUUUCGACUCACUUUUCUGUCUUCUGUUUUUUCUCUUACGUUUUGUACAUAUAUUCAGUAUUCCAAGUUCAUUCCAUGUUAUGUUUUCACUAUCCACUUGGUCAGGUUGCCUUGCUCAGAGCACCGCGGUAUCUCGAAUUCUUUGAAAUCCAGCACAGAGCUCCGCAAGCGGAUAUAUACCGGCAUAACACUUUACAGAUUCUUCUCUUUAUUUGCAUCAUGUCAAGAAGC